Ictalurus punctatus (channel catfish) is the source of this 10764-nucleotide messenger RNA. RefSeq names its product EH domain binding protein 1-like 1b (gene ehbp1l1b). The coding region runs from base 576 to 7694 and encodes 2372 amino acids. The transcript has 28 exons. NCBI's taxonomy places the organism in Eukaryota, Metazoa, Chordata, Actinopteri, Siluriformes, Ictaluridae. The record is from RefSeq and is a predicted model, not a curated record. Gene Ontology annotation, molecular function: protein binding.
UGUAAGUCAUUUUGGACAAAAACAUCAGCCACAUUACUGAAUGUAAAAGUCUUCCUUUGAAGCGGUGACUUUUAAAUCACCAACCAGGCAACCCCGAAUAAAUCCAACUCAGCCCUGAUUAGUGAAAUCUGGCAACCCGGACAGCACCCUUCACUCGUGCAGCUGUUAGACCAGCACUAACACUAAUACCAACUCAUCUCUCUAACGUUUAUUUAUUUACUCUGAUUUCCUCCGCCGCGGUGACGGGCUUCAGAAUUUCAUUCCCGCCGCUACACUCAGGUAUUUAGGAUUAUUUUACCUCAUUAACACUCCGGUCGGGGUAUGUGUGUGUAAGAAAGAGAGAGAGAGAGAGAGAGAGAGAGAGACUGUGAGAGACUGUGCUCUGACACAUUUGGGAGUUUUUCUGACAGAAGUGUGACAUUAGAGCCGCAUCUCGGGAGCUGAAGAAGAGAGGAGGAAGAGAGGAGGAAACGAGGAGGGCAGGAGGCGCAGUUCCACUUCAAAGCCGCUUUUUAAACUGUCAGUUCCCCUCAGUAGCUGGUUAAUGCCCCCGCGCGCGCGGCGUUCUGCAGGAGAUGAGUUCGGUGUGGAAGAGACUGCAGAGGGUCGGGAAGAAGGCCACCAGGUUCCAAUUCGUGGCUUCAUAUCAGGAACUCACAGUGGAGUGCACAAAGAAAUGGCAGCCUGAUAAACUGCGUGUGGUGUGGACCAGGAGGAACAGACGCAUCUGCUCAAAGCUCCACAGCUGGCAGCCGGGGAUUAAAAACCCGUACAGAGGCAUGGUGGUGUGGCCCGUACCCGAGAACGUCGACAUCACCGUCACACUCUUCAAGGAUACUCAUGCAGACGAGUUUGAGGACAAAGACUGGACAUUCGUCAUUGAAAAUGAAACAGCGAAAGGUCAGCGUAAGGUUUUGGCUUCAGUGGACGUGAACCUAAAGAAGUUUGCGAGCGCGACGGUGACUCAGACCGACCUGAUGCUGAAACUGAAGCCGUUAUCAGUGAAGGUGACUGAAGCCACGCUGAAGCUCUCGCUCUCCUGCGUGUUCCUCAAAGAGGGAAAAGCCACAGAUGAGGACAUGCAGAGUGUGGCAAGUCUGAUGAGUGUGAAGCCGACGGACAUCGGGAACCUGGACGACUUUAAUGAGAGCGACGAAGAUGCAGAUAAAACAUCUAAUGUUAGCACUGCAGCGUCAGGUGCUGUCGUUCCCUCACACCCGGUCCUCAUCUCUGUCUCUAAUCCAACACUGCAGUCUCGCCCUCCUUUACCUGCUCCCUCCAAUCCAUCUCUCCGCCCAUCAUACUCUCCCUCUGCCCAACGGCCAGCUCCACUUAUCACGCACACACACACGCCCUCACAUACACACUCACACACACUUACACCGGGUCUGUCUCCUCCAGCCCUCCCCAAAAUCUUCCAGCCUUCACCUGGAUCAGCUCCUGCAUCCUUCACAAGGAGAUGUUCUGGUACUGAUGACCUCAACAUGACCCUGGCCAAGACCUCUGACCUGCUACAGCCACGCCCCUUUGAUGCUGCUUCCUCUGAACCUGCACUUCCUGUUUUCAGCCAAACUGCUGCUGCUGACACUCUGAAAGAUGCUCCUCAGGUUUCUGUCCUCAAAACCGAAAUGGUACAGGAUCAUGUCUCACCGUCUCCCAUCCCCUUCUACUCAUCCCAACAUUCAUCUCUGAGUCUCUCUCACACUCUCAAAUCUCCAUCCAGCUCAGCGUCAGUUCCCUUGUGUUUGGAUAAAUGGAGCUCGGCCGGCCGUGACCCCGUGACCCCUGUGCCUUUGCUCGUCAGCCCUGAUCUCGAUGCCUUCUGUGAUCCUGUUUCUGCCCCUGCUGCUUUCUCAGACCCUCCUGUUACCCCCCAAACUGCCCCCCCAGUCACCCCCUCAGACCUGGACCAUGCUCUAAAAUUUGCCCCUUCCACUCGCUCUGCACCUCCUUCUGUCUUUUUCACUUGUUCCUCUGCUUCUUCUACUCCUACCACUCGUUCUUCUCUCGUUUCCUCACUCUCUCUCACUCCUCUGCCGCCUGCUUCACUCUCAGACUCAUCACAGGCCGAGGCUAACAGCAGCAAGGCUAACUCCCAGUCCAUUCCUGCAGAGUGUGUUGAUAAACAGAGGAAAGCAGGAAAGUCUGCUGAACUUCCUGUAUCGGGGGAAGUGGUGGACAUCGAGACUGUCCCUCCUCCAUGGCCUUUCUCCGUAUCUGGGUCUGUGUCGUCCGUCCCAGAGAAACAGUCGGGGAGCAUGUGGUGGGCGGAGCGUCCGCCUCUCGCGGAAGAGGAGCCUGACUUUACAGACGAGGACUUUAACACCGUGUGUGUGACGUCUCCGCCUCUUCAAGCACCUGCAGGUGGAGAUAUGGAGAAGAAAAGUCCACUUACUAUAGACACACCUUCACCCACCGAGACACUGUGUGAUAAAGAGGUUCCUGUCCCCACCCCAGUCACACUCUUCAUCACAGAGGAUGAUGAGAAGUCACCAGAACAGGAGGAAAAGAAGGACGAACCAGUGAGUCAAACUGAUCUAAACUGGUCUGACGGGGACAAAGUGACGAUUACAGACAACAUCGUAAUCUCCUCACUGCUGAGGGGCGAGCGUGAGAACGAGGAGCAGCCUGAACGAGAUCACACCUCUGUGAGUGACAGCAGCUUAAAUCAAAUCUCUACAGAUCUACCCAAAAUCAGCACUGACCCCCAAAUCACAGAGGCUGAAACACACACCACUGAGGACACACACUCUGCAGAUACACACACCGCAUUAACACACACUGAGGACACACAUUCUGCAGAUACACACACUGCAUUAACACACAUUGAGGACACACAUUCUGCAGAUACACACACUGAGGACACACACUCUGCAGAUACACACACUGCAUUAACAAACAAACACAUUAAGUACACACAAACCAUAGACACUCUUGCCACAGACACACACACUGAAAGUACACACACCAAACAAGCAAACAUCACAGACACACACACUCCUGAGCCCCCCAGUGGUCAGAGUGAGACCCCUCUGUGGGCAGCGUUAGAGAGGGUGAGGGAUCAGCGAGACGAGCCGGACGUCAGAGCAGAGACGCACAGAGACACGACACAUGGAGAUGGAGACAGUAACAUGGAGGCAAGAACAGUGGGUGGAGAUAAAAGCUCAGACCACGCCAGAGACAUGCAGAAGCUUGACCUGAGAGAAUUAAAGACAGCUAUAUAUAAACCAAAAGCUGCGAUUAUUGAGAAGAAGCUGGAAUGUGACAUAACAUCUCUGAUACCAUCAGCAACUCCUCCAGCUCCACCUCCCUCAUUAGCAUUAGCGCCUCUGUUAGCUGUCGAUGACACAAACCUAAAUAUUAACAACGUGGAGAGAACAGAUGCAGAUUCAGAGGUCACUAAUGAGGGUCCGCUUUGGGCCAGUUUGGAGAAAAAGGAUACGAGAGACUGGAACGAGGGAAUAAUUCCAGGUGAAAUAGAGACCGAACAGGCAAAUCUGGAAGGAGGCCAUAUUGGAUGGGUGGCUGAAAGCAAGAAGCAAGAUGAAGUGGGAAACUUUCCGAACAAACAAGGUGUUGAUGUUGGAGUCAUCGGUUUCACCACAGAGUCAGGGAAGGAGUCGAUGGAAAAGACUGAUGAAGAUAAAUCCAGUAGGAAAAUUCAGAAGCCAAAUGAUGGAAAUAAGUUUUCAGAGGAAGAACAAUCACCCGCUGAGGAUCAGGAUUUUGUUUCUGAGCAGGAAGAGACGUGUUCAGAGUCUUCAGGUCUUGUAAAAGGGAUAAUUGGUGUUUUGUAUAAAGGUUAUGAGACGGUGACGUCCAUGUUGAUGCAGUCGAGUCCUACAGAAACCGACAAUCCUGAAGACACAAAAUCUGGAAACCAAGAGUUUGAGAUCCUUCCACCUGAGCCCUUUUGCGAUACAAACCUGAUCAAAGCUACAAAAGAAGCAACAGAGGAACAUAACAAGGCCCCAAUGAUUAAAGAAGGCAUUUCCUCUCAAAUUUCCUACGACGAAACGAGGCGUGUGACAUCGGGUUCAGCAUCUUCAGGAAGGAGCCUAGUGGACUGCUUGAGGUUGGCUGCUUCAGAUGUAGAAAGAGAAGCAGAGUUUUUAAAAAACAAAUCAGAAGCUGAAACAAGCAACGGUAAAAGAACAGUACGCAAGGUGAAGAUAAGCAAAGAGGAAUCCUCAAGUGUAGGAGGUCAAGCCUGGAAAAAUGAACAGAAACCUAAAGCAAGUGAGAGCUCAGAACCAAAUUUUGAGAAGUCCAGAAAGCCAUUUUCAUUUCCAGAAACUAAAACCAGUCCAGAUAAUAAUAAUGCACUAGGUCUUUAUUCCACUGAGGAUGUUCUACUUUUAAAACAAGUCAAUUUGGAUGACAUAGCAAGUGAAGAACACUUAAAGAAUGCUAAUGAGGAACCUGAAGAAAUUAAACCAGAUCUCCAGAAGAAGGAGACGUAUGUGAUACCCUUGGUACUGUCUGAAACGGUAGAAGAGGAGCUGGAGUUUGAGGUGGGGCAGGAGGAUCUAGGGACAGUGUGGCUUGCUGAGCUCUAUAUGGAUGAAGGACCGGAGGAAUCGCCAGCAUCGAACGAGAUCCUCAACAGGAAGCCUGUGUCAGUGUUACAAAACUCUCAAGCUGAGGAAAAAAAUCCUCCACAAGCUGCAAAAGAUGCAAAACUUCAUGAAACCAAGCAGAAAGGAGCUUCAGUGCAGGAAGUCAAGCUGAAUGUUCCCUCUGGUUCCAGAGCUAUUGUUCUACUACAGCACAACACAAACGAAGGAAGUGGAAGUAAGAAUGAGGAACAGAUGAGGGGUAGUACGAUCCCUCCAUCAGAGUGUACUAACAAUGUCAACACACAGGCUGAACUCGCUGUGCCUCAAGCGAGGAAAGAACAUCUUCUCAUUGAAGUCCCAGCAUCAGAUAUCUUUAAGAGCAAAAUAGCAACAUAUCAGUCAGAUGAUAUCAAACCAUCUUUAGAAUCAGAUAAGGAAAAGUCCGCUGACCUCAAACAGCUUUUAGGAACAGGAAAAGAUCAGGCAAAUGAAGUUAUACAAUCCUUAGAUCAAGCCAAAGAUAAACCAAAUCAUGUCAGUAGACCUGUAGGAACAUCUAAGGAUCAGACGGAUGAUUGCAGUAGAUGUUCAGAAAUAGAUGAAGAACUGCGAGAUAACAUCAAGAGAUCAUUAGAAGCAGAUAUAGAACAGCCAGAUGAUGUAAAAGCUAAAAAUCAACCAGCUGAUACUAACACAUGUUUAGGAACAGAAAAAGAUCAGCCAGAUUAUGUCAAAAGAGCAGCAAAAGAACAGCAGGAAAGCACCAGCAGAUCUUUAGGAACGGUGAUAGAAGAACUAGAGGAUGUCCAGAGAUCUUCAGUAAUAGCUAGGGAACAGCCAGAUGAUGUCCAAAGAUGUUUAGGAACAGUGAAAGAAGAGCCAAACGAGGUCAAAAGAUCUUUAGGAGGUGCUAAAAAACAACCAGAUGAUGCUAGCACAUGUUCAGAAUUAGUAAGAGAUCAUCCAGAUGAUGCCAAAAGAGCAGCUAAACAGGUAGAUAAUAUUGAGAGACCUUUAGGAGCAGUGAUAGAACAGCCAGAUGAUCUCAGUAGAUCUGUAGGUACAGCUAAAGAACAGUUACAUGCGGUCAAAGGAUUCAUAGCAUUGUCUAAGGAACAGCGUGAUGAUGUCACCAGUGCUUUAGAAAAGGGACAGGAAGAACCAGACGAUACCACAAGAACUUUAACAGCUAAAGAAGAGUCAGAUGAUGCCAAAGUUAGAUCACUUAAAAACAUUUUUCCAGGGAGCUCAGUGGUACCACAGCGUGUGCCUUCACCUCAACAUGAAAAAUCACCUGACUCUCUUACUGAAACUACUGAAGAGCCUUCUGCUGUGUCAGAGGAGAGCUUCCUGCUGGAGAAGAUUUGUCAAAUGGCAGACGAUAUGGACACAACUCCAUUGUCUGAUCCUGUUCCUGUUCUGGUUUCUCAGCCCAGGAAGCGUCUCAUCCCUUCCGAGUCUGACUUUGAUCUACCUCCAACACCUCCGCCUCAACACAGAGUCUGCACUACAUCACCAGAACUACCUGUGAGCUCUGGAGAACCCACUGUAGAUGCUGCUGAUGAAACAGAGACAUGUGAAAGCCAGAACGAGCGAGCUUUGUUGUUAGAGGAUGAGAGAAAAGAGACACUAACUUCAAAAUCUACCGGAAGGUUAGAAAAAGAGAAUGUUCCAGAAGACAGAGUUAGUGCUGAGGAAGAAGAGCUUGACGGGGCUUGGAUAGAAACGUUGAAACCUGCUCCGGUCCCGGACAAUCUGUGCGAGCUGCUGGGUGAAGAUUCCUCUCGUUUAGGAAUCUCGGGAUCUGUGUUAAAGGUGGAAAGUGAAAGUGAGGUUAUGGAGAACGUCGUCCAAACCUCUGCGUGUGCAGAAUCGGUGAAGACACCACCGACUGUCCUGCCUCGCAGCAAGAAGAAAAACAUCCCUCCACCAUUCACUCUACAGGACGUCAGACACAACACGCCAGCACCUGAACGGGCUCCCCUCCCGAGCCCCGCCCUGGUGAGCAGCAGUCAGUCGUUGUUGCAGUGGUGUCAGGAAGUCACAAAGGACUACAGGGGCGUGAAGGUGACGAACUUCAGCACGUCCUGGAGGAACGGCCUGGCCUUCUGCGCCAUCCUCCACCACUUCCACCCGGACAAGAUUGAUUUUAAUGUCCUGGAGCCUCAAGAUAUAAAGCUGAAUAACAAGAGGGCUUUUGAUGGGUUCUCAGAGUUGGGGAUCUCGCGCUUGUUGGACCCUUCUGAUCUGGUUCUGCUGUCGGUUCCGGAUCGGCUCAUGGUGAUGACGUACCUGAGUCAGAUCCAAUCACACUUCUCAGGUCAGAACCUCAGCGUACUGCAGUUAGAGAGGAACAGCAGCGAGUCCAGCUAUGCCAUCUCCCAAACCAAUGGCACAGACACACCGGGGGGAGAGGGUCCAACCAACGGGGCUCUGAUCCCCCCGCCCCGGAUUAAACGGCCAUUAAAGGGGGAUGAGAUGAGGACAGAUGGAGCAGUGCAGACUCCAGUAGUACCGGUACAGCAGGAUGAGAGAGAACAGAGUGAGCAGGCGAGUAAAGACAAGGAGAAAUGUCCAGCAGCAGACAGAGACACGACACGUACUGAAUCGCCUGAACCUGCAGAUGAGGAACCGACGUGUCUGCAGGACACCAGUCAGUAUGUGGUGAAUGAGCUGAAGGCUCUGGAGCUCGAGCAGAAACACAUCGACACCCGUGCAGCCGUGGUGGAGCGCAAAUUGAGACGCCUCAUGGAGACAGGCAGUGAUAAGGAGCAGGAGGAGAAGCUGAUACAGGAGUGGUUCACACUGGUCAAUAAGAAGAACGCUCUGAUAAGGAGGCAGGACUACCUUGAGAGUCUGCAGGAGGAACAGGACUUGGAGAGGAGGUUUGAGCUCCUGACCCGAGAGCUCAGAGCCAUGAUGGCUGUCGAAGACUGGCAGAAGAGUGAAGCUCAUCAGCACCGUGAAGCGCUCCUCCUGCAGGAACUCGUUGCUCUGGUCAAUCAGCGUGAUGAGUUAGUCAGAGACAUGGACGCCAAGGAGAGAGGGGCGCUGGAGGAGGAUGCUCGUCUGCAGCGAGGUUUAGAGCUCAGACGCAUGAAAUACAGCAACAAGGAGAAGUGUGUGCUGCAGUAGAGACACACAGCAUCCUAACACAGUCUCCAACACAUGAGUGUGUGCGUGUGUGUGAAGGGAGAAGUGUGUAUCGGAGCUGUUGGUUCAUCACAGUGUGGCUGCACUGCUCCAUCUGCACUGUUUCAGAGCACAGCAAUGCAUUCUGGGUAACUAAGUCCACUCUGAUGUCCACUUGUCUUACACACUCGAGCUGAGAGAGGAACUAACGGCCUAAGGGGACUCAGUUAAGCGGUAGUGGACGAGGGGGGACAUGUUAAACACAGAAAUUGUGGGAUACGCAGAUGUGAAUCACACAGUCUGGUGUGGGUUAGAUCGGACGUCACGGCGCAUCACUGACAAUAACAUCAUCGUCGUCAUGUUAAUGAUAAAGAGCUGCACUUUAAAGUGUCAUUUCAUUUUUAACUUCAUGUAGUGAGUGAAAGAAAAUGUGAAGGCUGGAACCGGCUGGGGUUCAAAUGUUACAAUACAAAUAUUAUCCAAAUAUAAUCUUCCUAAAUUGAUUAGUAAAUAAUUAGUAUAUUAAUAAGUGGGGGAAAUAAGUAUUCAGCACAUAUUUCCAGUGCAGAUAUUCACAUGAAGUGUAGAUCAGACAUUGCUAUUAAUUUAAUAAAACUAUACAGCUAAAGAAAUCCUACUAUUCCAAUUAAAAAAUAAAAGUGCUGCAGUGAAGUGGAAUGACAGGAAAGAAGUAUCGUACACACUGUGUUUGACGGCUUCAGGACGCUUCCUGUAUGAAGAAUCUAAUCUCUCCCAGAGUUCAGUGGGGUUUCAUCUCAUUCUUCCACGCAGUCUUUAAAUCUUGAAGAUUCGGUGGAGCCGCUGGUGAAUGUUGAUCUUCAGUACGUUCCACAGAUUUUCUAUUGGGUUUAAGUCUGGAGAUCGACUGCUUCAUUCCUACACCGUUAUUUUCUUCCCGUGGAACCAGUUGAGAGUCCUCUUUACAAUAUGAUUUGGAUUGUUGUCCUGCUGGUAGCUCCACCUGGGCCCCAUCCUCAUCAUCCUGGUGGAUGGAAACAGAUUCUUCUCAUGAAUUUCCCAGUACAUGGCUCCAUUCAUUGUCCUUUUGAUCAUUUGGAUUCUGUCAGUGCUAUGAGCAGAGAUACAGCCCCACACUUGGAUGUUUCCACCUCUGAACGUCACUGUAGGUAUUUUUAGGCUUAUAUGCAGAGCCAUUUCUCCUCCAAACAUGGCGCAUUAUAUUGUUGCAGAACAGUUAGAUUCUUGUCUCGUCUGAUCUCACUAUGUUCUCCUAGUAAUCUACAGAACUUCUCCCAAUGUUCUGGAACAAACUUCAGACAGGCUUCAGCAUGCCAUUUUUUCCAGUAAUGGCGAUAUCCGGGGUGACGAUGAAUGGAGACCGUUAAAAUGGAGUGCAUUGCCUGUUGUUUUCUCUAUGAUGACUGAAGCUGCUGCGUCCAGGUCUUUCUGGAGCUCUUUUCGAGUGGUCCUUUGCUCUUGGGCUUCUCUUCUGACUAACUUUCUGAAGGCCUGGUCAGAAAUCUUAUGAGCACCUCCUGCGUGUGGACGGUUGAUGGUCGAGUGAUGUUCCUUCCACUUGUGGAUAAUAACCUCAGUCAAGCUUAUAGGAACAUUUAAGAGAUGAGAAUGCCGUCAGUAUCCAGUGCCUUUGCUACGCUACAGGCUUAUAGUGACACUCUUGGGAGAGCUGUUUACCUCUAAACAUCACGAGAUGUUUAUUGUGUAACAGCUUGGUGACAGAUGAUUUGUUUACCUGCAGUCAAAGAUGGAUUUCCCUUUUUCACAGAGCUGAAGUACAAACCAACCCACAUGCACUAACACGGCUGAUUCUAACCAGCACAGCUAGGAGAACCUGUCAGUUCAAUCAGCUGCUUCAGUGGUUUUCUUACUGAGUUCAAUACUUUUUCAUGUCAUUCCACUUUAUUGUACAUAACUUUGGAUGGGAAUAUUAUGAUUUCUUCAGCUGUGUAUUGUUUUAUACAUUUUUGAGUUGAUACCAUCUGGUUUAUGUUUCAUGUAAAUUGUUGCAUUUUAAAUAUGUUUAAUAAAACAACAGUUGAUGUGUCAAAUACUUAUUUCCCCCACUGUGUUAAGCAGUGAUACUUAAUUAUUAUUAAUUGAUUAUUACUUAAUAAUACAUUAUUAUUUUUAUUGUUGUUGUUAUUAUUAUUAUUAUUAUUAUUAUUACUUUUAUUAAUAGCUGUUAUCACACAGCUACUGAAAUGUAUAUUUUAGAUAAAUAAUGAUGCUUUCAUCAUUUAUUAUUAUUAUUAUUAUUAUUAUUAUUAUUAUUAUUAUUAUUAUUAUUAUUAUUAUGGUUUUAUUUCCUUUUUUCUUGCCGUAGAAAUUUCUUACUGUUUUCUUUUUAGACUGCUUUUCUUUUUAAAGUUGAGUUUUGUGUGAUUUUAUGAGCAUGUUAAAUGUCCUCUUUAUUGGAUUUUACUGGACAUGUUCUGUCAGUUAAAUGCAGUUUGUGUUCAAGUUUAUUGGUUAUAUGUUAAUGUUUUUAUUAUUAUAAAUCUGUAUAAAUAUACUGAAUGUAUUGCCGGAUGCUGUGUUAUUAAACCGCGCAGUGCCUUUAAAGGUUUGAUACCUUUUACAUUUUGCCAAAUACUGUUUUUUUUUUCUUGUGUUUUUGAAUUUAUUUAUCUUUGUGUUUUGUAGUGAUUUGACUGUGUGGUUGGUUUGUGACCAGCUGUACUCUUUUCAUUUAAUGGUUAUAAACAGAAAUGGAUUUAAUAAUGAUGAUGAUGAUGAUAACUUAUAUUUAAGUGUGCUGUAAAAUAUGGUUUUCAUAGAAUGACCUGCUGUUUUCUAGAAACAAACAAAAACAUGUUAAACAUGAUGAAUUCUACUGUUAAUAAUAUCUUGAUAUAAAAGUUUAAAACAAAUUUCAUAAAGUAUUAAAAGUUUGCUUUUCUGGGUGAUGGACUCGGAAAGCAAAGCUUGACUCUGAUUGGUUCCUCUAAUGACCAGUCCGUGGACUUUAAUUAACGUGGAAGUGAAUCACGUGACAAUAUGGCGCCAAAGACUGUACCGUUUCCGUUUUUAUCCAUGUUUUAAUUAAUAAAGUUUGAUCUUGCUUCAAUAA